AGAGGACGCCCUGGAGGACAGACAUUGUGGAGCACAAAGAGAUGCGCCGAGACAGACGCACAGGAACAGCAGAUGUGUUCACACUGAGAAGCUGCUGAUGUUGAAAUGUGUCACUGUGGUAACCUGUAAGGGAGGAGAACUCUGAGCCACCUGAUAUCACCUGCUCGGUGGUCGGUACUCACUCACGGACCCUGGAGUCCCAGAGGGGGUCUCGGCUCGGCGCCCUCCUCCAGGGUUUAGGAGGAGCGCCGGGAAUCUCGCCCAGGUUCCUGCCGGGCUUCGUGUCCUCCGCCGGGGAGAGCCAUGGCUCCGAGCGCCGGGAGAGACGCGGCUCGACGCGCUCUCGGAUGCCGGUGAUGCGGGGACUGAUUGCGCCACAAAACACCUUCCUGGACACCAUCGCCACUCGUUUCGACGGGACCCACAGUAACUUCGUCCUGGGGAACGCUCAGGUCCAGUCCGUCUACCCCAUCGUCUACUGCUCCGACGGCUUCUGCGAGCUGAGCGGCUUUGCCCGCGGCGAGCUGAUGCAGAAGAGCUGCACGUGUCACUUCCUGUACGGCAGCGAGACCAGCGACCGCCUCACCUCGCAGAUGCAGAAAGCCCUGGAUGAGCGGCGAGAGUUCAAGACCGAGAUUGUCCUGUACAAGAAGAGCGGCUCCAAGUUCUGGUGUCUCUUGGACAUUGUGCCCAUUAAGAAUGAGAAGAGCGAGGUGGUUCUGUUCCUGGUCUCACAUAAGGACAUCACUGAAAACAAAGACCUGGACCCUGGCAAUGAAUCAGACACUGAUGAGGAGAAGAGCUUGGAGAUCCGCCAGAUCAGCUGCCCAUCGGGCUUCAACGUGGAGCGCCGCCGCAGCCGCGCUGUCCUCUACCAGCUGUCUGGACACCUACAGAAGCAGGACAAGACCAAGAGCAAGCUCAAGAUCAACAACAGUGUCCUCGGAGCCAAUGCCAACCCGGUCCCCGAGUACAAGGUGGCAGACAUCCAGAAGUCCCGUCUCAUCCUCCUCCACUACGGUGCGUUCAAGGCCUGCUGGGAUUGGUUGAUCUUGCUGGCCACCUUCUACGUAGCCGUGACUGUUCCCUACAAUGUCUGCUUCACCACUGUGGAGGUACGAGAGGAGGGCAGCUCCGUGGCACGGAACCCGCCGAGUGUCAGCGAUAUCCUGGUGGAGAUCCUUUUCAUCAUCGACAUCGUGCUGAACUUCCGCACCACCUACGUGAGCACGUCGGGUCAGGUAGUGUACGACGCCCGCUCCAUCUGUGUCCACUAUGUCACAUCCUGGCUGUUUGUGGAUCUGAUUGCCGCCCUGCCCUUUGACCUGCUCUAUGCCUUCAAUAUCAGUGUGAACUUUGGGGUUCACCUGCUGAAGACGGUGCGGCUCCUGCGGCUCCUGAGGCUCCUGCAGAAGCUGGACCGCUACUCUCAGUACAGCGCCGUGGUCCUCACCCUGCUCAUGUCCACCUUCGCCCUGUUGGCUCACUGGAUGGCUUGUGUCUGGUACUUCAUCGGGCGCAAUGAGAUUGAAAGUAACAGCUCCAACUCCUGGGAUAUAGGCUGGCUCCAUGAACUUGCCAAACGCCUGGGAACGCCAUACUUUCUGGCACCACUCACCUCCCUGUUCGGAGUUCCUGAUUCACCUAUGGAAACUGUGAUGGCGACACUCGCCAAUCACAGCCAGUGGAAUGGCUCGGGCUCGGAGCUGCUGAAAGGGGCGGGUUUGCUGGACUCGGGCCCGUGGAACGGCAGCAGAGCCAGGGUAAGGACGCUGAACGGCUCAGGGAUGACUCUCGGCGGCGGUCCAUCUGUCAGGAGCUCCUAUGUGACAUCACUGUACUUUGCACUGAGCAGUCUGACCAGCGUGGGCUUCGGCAACGUUUCGGCGAACACCGACGCGGAGAAGAUCUUCUCCAUCUGCACCAUGUUGAUCGGAGCGCUAAUGCACGCCGUUGUGUUCGGUAACGUCACCGCUAUCAUCCAGCGGAUGUACUCGCGCCGCUCCCUCUACCACACCCGCACCAAGGACCUGAAGGACUUCAUCCGGGUGCACCGGCUGCCCAAGGCUCUUGAGCAACGCAUGAUGGAGUGUUUCCAGACCACCUGGUCCGUCAACAAUGGCAUUGACGUCAGCGAGCUGCUGAAAGACUUCCCAGACGAGCUGAGGGCCGACAUCGCCAUGCACCUGAACAAGGAGCUGCUGCAGCUGCCGCUUUUUGAGUCCGCCAGCAGGGGGUGCCUGCGCUCCCUCUCGCUCAUCAUCAAGACCUCCUUCUGCGCUCCUGGGGAGUUCCUAAUCCGGCAGGGAGACGCCCUCCACGCCAUCUACUUUGUGUGCUCCGGCUCCAUGGAAGUACUGAAAGACAACACUGUGCUGGCCAUUCUAGGCCGGGGUGACCUGAUUGGCUCUGACUGUUUGACACAGGAGGAAGUGAUAAAGACCAAUGCCUGUGUGAAAGCCUUGACCUACUGUGACCUCCAGUACAUCAGCCUUAAAGGUCUGCGCGAGGUGCUGUGUCUCUACCCGGACUACGCUCAGAAGUUCAUCUCCGAGAUCCAGCAUGACCUGACAUACAACCUGCGGGAGGGACACGCCACUGAGGUUGUUUCCUGUCUCUUUGAGGUUGUUUCCUGUCUCUUUAACGUUGUUUCCUGUGGUAACUUGUUUGCACAAAUCUCAUCUGUGCAUUGAUCUCCUCCACCCAGCAUUUUACACAGUGACGGAGUGAUGGCUCUGCACUUGCAAAGGAUUAGCCAUCUGGACUGGGAGUGAGGAGGAAGUGCAAAUGUCUUCUGCUUGAGAUGCGGCCAACAGAUAAGAUUUCUGCUCAUUUUGGUCAAUUCUAAUGCUGGGGAUUUACAGAUGGAACUCAGCUGCAGCAUGCACAUGAAUAACCAGCCUAUACUGGAAAUGACUGCAUCCCAUUGUCACUGCCAGUAAACCGGUUAAUUAGAGCAGACAUCCAAGAGAAACUGUAUCAUUACAAUUCACUGGCUUGUAUAUGGCCCAUAGUUUAAACACCUGGACACGUGAUUAUCAAAUUAACACUGUAUGUCACUGAGCAAACAGUAGCUGUAAUUUAUUAUAAUGUAACAUAUGAUAAAUAGACACAUUUUACACGCCAUGUCCUCAUCUCUGCAGCUCAGUCUAAGCAUCUGGUUGCAAAAUAAUAAUAAAAACAUGUUGUUAAAACUACACCAAUACCACAGUUCUUAUGCAAUUUCCAGUUGGUAAUAACAAUGAUACUAGUGUGGUAAUAAGGAGAAAAUCAGAAGUGUUAUUAUUUAUUUGAAAUUCACCACACACACAUACACACACAUUUUCCAUUGUUAUUACCAAGCUAUUACUUGGUGAUUAGUAUAGAAAUAAGAAGGUUGCUCCAUAAUAUUUCUUCCCUUUUACAAAAUUAGAUUAAAAUCAGGUCACUCCAUAAAAAAGAUGUUAUUUUUUCCAGUAAUUUGUAGCCCGUCUCUUAAAGUCUCUUUGUUGUGUUUUGUCUCAUACCCCACUUAUAUGUGAGUCUGAACUUUAUUUAUUUAUAUUUAGCAAACCCAAAGAAGAGAGACAAUGAUGUGGUGUACUUUAGUUUGUCUUUAUUCAUUGUCAAGGUCAAGUUUACUUACAGACCACAUUUAAACACAACCCCCCCCUUUUUGUCCCUUACCCUAACCUUAACCAUCACAACUACAUUAAACACCUUUAACCUAUCAAUUAUAACCCCUACAACAAGUCUUAACCCAUAAUCAGCCAUUUUAAGGUGUGACAGAAUGUGAGCACCAGCCAAAAAUGUCCUCACUGUUGUUGUCCUCACAAACAUGCAUGUACAAUGUGUGUGUGUGUGUGUGUAUCUAUGUGCAGCAUGAGCAGCGGUGUGUCCCUCCACCGAGUGUGGUGUGUACCUAAAUAUAGCGCUGUCAGAUGUGUGGAGGGGGGUUGGGGUCGUCCCUGGCUGAAUAAAUAUAGAGCGGCAACCAGAUACAGACGAGAUGGGGGGGGGGGGGCAUCAGGCUGAGAAGAAGAGGAAGAGAGAAGGACCAUGCUGUUUUUUACAUUCAUAUGCUGACACAGACUCACAACAUACAUGUUCACACACACACACAGUGACCAUAUAAUGCAUGCAGCAUCUCUCACAUGCUGGACACACACUCUGUUUUAUACCCACAAGGGCACACACGUAAUUCCUAGGCAUAUAUAGGCAUGCUGCAUACCGAGAGUGACACGUGCUACACACACACACACUUACACUUGCACACACAAAUACUGAAAUUCCCUUCUCCGCUCACAUCCCUCCAGGCAAACCUCUGCUAAAAUUAAACCUCUGUGAUCUAAAAAUACCAGCCUGGCACGUGAGUCAAAGACUGAAUGGAGAAGACAACAAAUGGAGGGAAGAGACGGUGAAGGGUGAUGAAGAUAGGGGAGAAAAUGAAGGGAAUAAUACGGGGAAAGAGGAGUCAUUAGCGUUCAAUUUCAGUCUGCAGGAGGUGUAGGGAAAAAUAUUUCUGUAUCAGCCACCAGCAACCAAACGCUGACUGAACUUUACUUUGAAAGGACAGUCACUUGUAAAGAGUCAUAAGCAUCUAAGGACCCUAAUCUGAGGCCAUAGCGCAGACAAAAAUGACAUUUAAAGAGACAAAACUGUCAGGAAACAUCAAAAAUAAAAUAAAAACAAAAGGACUUUUCUUGUAAAAAUAUGAAUUUCCUCUGCUGCUCUUGUGGGCUGUUAUGAUUUAAAAAGGCCAAGAACCAGUAGACCUAAAGGUUCCAGAAGGCUCUCUGAAGCAAGUCAGAUAAAUGUGAACACCAUUAAGAACUUUAAAAAACAACAAAGACCUUAAAAUGGAUCCUGAAACUCCAAGAAACUCUUCAUAAAUCUGAGAUAAUAAUAAUCCCUCAAAAAAACUGCUUGUUGUUUGCUUGAUUUUGAAUGACAACCCUCUCUAAACUGAAUGGAUUAUCAGCAUCACUAUGUGUGAAUUGUGGCUAUGCUCAGUGAGGCUUCUACAGUGCAUGGCUCAGCAGCUCCCCCCUCUGCUCAAAGAGUGACACUCGACUUAUUUUCCUCUCAUUAAUUCACAAACUCAUUUCCUGAUUCCCCAUGAAAUUCAAGCAGAUUGUGGGUCUGGGCUGUGUUUACACUGGGAAUGUGUCAGAAAAA
Molecule: messenger RNA, 5157 nt
Organism: Solea solea (common sole)
Lineage: Eukaryota; Metazoa; Chordata; Actinopteri; Pleuronectiformes; Soleidae
Product: potassium voltage-gated channel subfamily H member 8-like
Exons: 14
Coding region: 348-2693 (781 amino acids)
Biological process (GO): potassium ion transmembrane transport; regulation of membrane potential
Cellular component (GO): membrane
Molecular function (GO): voltage-gated potassium channel activity
Source: RefSeq, a predicted model, not a curated record